AUGUCCAAUAUCACAAAGUAUAUUUUCUACGGAGUAGUAUGGAUCUUUUUCGUGUUGGGCUCAUCUGUGGAUUGUUGGCAGAAAGAUAAAAAUCUUGAUGGUCAGCUAGCUAAUUUAAAAGAUUACAAUUACGUUGCAUCUCUACAAAAUCGAGCAGGUGAACACAAAUGCGGGGGUAUCAUUCUGACCCCUCGGAAGGUCAUAACUACUUGCCUUUGUGGCAGUAAACUUUCUCUGAUGGAGAUGAGGGUAGUGGCUGGAAGCUCCCAUGUCUCUCCAAUAGUCCCCGGAUACCAGGUGAGGAUAGUAAAAACAAUACAAAAGCAUCCGAGCUGCAAGUUGGGUUCUGACCUUUUCGUUUACGACAUAGCCCUCGUGGACGUCAAGUACGAGUUCAUUUUCAGCAAAUUUCUCAAUGCAUUUCCCACAUUCUAUCGAUACAAACUCAAUACAAGAAACGAGCAAUUAUAUAACAGCGGAGGAGCGACGCAUUUUCAAUUGAUAAUCAGAACUUCUUCGCGCUGCGACUUGGUCGGCUUCGGUCUCGAUCGAUUAAUCAACGAAACUAGUGUAUCUAAAACUGCCAGGCUCAAUAAAGCCGAAGUGACAAUGUUGAAUAACGAAGCGUGUGAUGCAGAAUUGAGUUCGUGUUGCGCCUUUCAGACAAAAAAAUCCGGAAAGGUCAGUCCUAACGGCAAAGCUUGCACGACGACGGCCACUUCUAGGGGAUGCAGAGAAGACGAAGGGUCUCCGUUGGUCUGUGAAAAAAAAGUUUGGGCUCUCUUAUCCAAGACGGUAGAUUGUGGAAAAAGCCCUACCUUAUACCAGAACAUUUACUUCGGUCUACGAAUGUGGAAAGAUUUCAUCAUCUUCCGCUAA
Messenger RNA from Cimex lectularius (bed bug), 879 nucleotides. Its product is annotated as granzyme K-like. NCBI's taxonomy places the organism in Eukaryota, Metazoa, Arthropoda, Insecta, Hemiptera, Cimicidae. Bases 1 to 879 code for a protein of 292 amino acids. The transcript has a single exon. The record is from RefSeq and is a predicted model, not a curated record. Gene Ontology annotation, molecular function: serine-type endopeptidase activity. Gene Ontology annotation, biological process: proteolysis.